Rangifer tarandus platyrhynchus (Svalbard reindeer) is the source of this 663-nucleotide messenger RNA. The record is from the annotation of a GenBank genome assembly. Lineage: Eukaryota; Metazoa; Chordata; Mammalia; Artiodactyla; Cervidae.
AUGCACUCUCCCUCUCUGUGGUCUCAUGGGAAAGAACCCAGGGCAGCCCUUGCACCCAUUUGGCUGAUGUGGCUCACUGAGGCACAUAGAGGCACAGCUACAGUACGGAACAAGAAUCAGGACCCAGGGUUUCUGGCUCCUAGCCCGCAGCCUGUGGCCCAGGUUGCCUGGGCUGGGGUGGGGCUGGGAAACGACGUGAGAGGGCAGCACCCGCCCUGUCCCCCCUACUCUGCAGGACAAGUAGUAGCCCCGUCCUGCCCCAGAGACUCUGACUCAGAGUCGUCAUCUGCUGCUGUGUUCUUGUGGCUUCCUGGGGGGCUGCUCGCAGUGCCGAAGACUGAUGUGCAAACAGUCCCCUUCCGCCCUCCCCCGACUCCCGCCCCCCCAGCCCCCGCCUCACUGCCACGUGGGCUGUGGAUGCUGCUGCAGGAGAAGGAGCCUCCCCUGAUCCACAGGAGCAUCUUUACCCCUUCCUUCAGCAGGUCCGUACAUCCCCCACCCCAGAGUCUGGGACAGGGCUCCAAGCUUCCCUUGCAGCACCCCCUUGGCCCUUGGCCCUGUGCCCAGAACUCUAGGGGGGUCAGUAGCAGCCAGGGGCAGGAGGCAGAACGGGAGAGGGCCGCCCACCUCCAAGGUCCCCUCAUUUGGGGGGAGGCCCUGUAG